AUUUUGUUUCAGAAGACGAAUGGUGAGUAGCAGCAGUGAGGCGCAUCAUGAGGGCUAUCCAGGUGUUCGAGUUCGGUGGACCGGAAGUGCUCAAAUACUCGGCCGAAGUAGCUGCGCCUGAAAUCACAGCGCCUAACCAGGUGCUGGUCGGUAUCGCCAGCGUCGGUGUGAACCCCGUGGAGACGUACAUCCGAGCCGGGACGCGCGAGCACCCGCUGCCCUACAUCCCCGGCUCGGACGGAGCCGGAAAGGUGCUCCAGGUCGGAGAGGACGUCAACGGGCUUCAGGUGGGCCAGCGCGUGUUCCUGUGCCGCGGCCCGGACGGCGGCCCCUCGGGCACCUACGCCAGCUGUACGGUGGCACCGUCCUCGUGCGUGCGAGCGCUGCCCGACCGGCUCACGUUCCAGCAGGGCGCCGGCGUCGGCAUCCCCUACUUCACCGCAUGGCACGCGCUCAUGCAGAGGGCCGCCGCCGGCCGCGGCAGUCGGGUGCUUGUCCAUGGAGCCAGCGGAGCAGUCGGCCUGGCCGCGGUGCAGAUCGCCAGACACCAUGGUAUGCUGGUAAUGGGAACAGCUGGUACCGAGGAGGGAAUGAAGCUCGUCAAGGAACAGGGAGCCGAGCACGUCUUCAACCACAGGACGCCCGGUUACACCCAGGAAAUUCUGGCAGCGUCCAAUGGAGGAGUUGACGUAAUCCUGGAGAUGCUGGCCAACGUGAAUCUGGCGACCGACCUGACGCUCUUGCGCUUCAGGGGCAGGGUCGUUGUUAUCGGCUCACGGGGGAGCAUCCAGAUCGACCCGCGGCUCACCAUGGGCCCCGAGACCAGCAUCAUGGGCUGCGCACUGGCCGCCGUCACAAAGGAGGAGUGGGAGGAGCUGGAUCUCCGUAUCGGCGAGGGUCUGGAGGCCGGCUGGAUGACGCCGAUCGUGGACAAAACCUACCCGCUCGAACAGGCGGACCGAGCGCACGAGGACAUCAUCAACUCGGCCGGCGCCCGGGGAAAUAUCGUCCUCGAGGUGUAGUCGACGGCCGACCCCGCCUGCCAGCUGAUCGUCCCGGGAUGUGGUCGCCCGGGGCCCCUCAGGGUGUUAGUAAUGCAUGGAGUAGGGGCCGAAUCAGGGUCUCGUUACGGGAAUAUUUGGAUAUUUGGAUGGGUUUACACUAUACAGGGUAGAUAGACGCUAAGGACAUUCCAAGAGCACCAGGUGUGACCGAGUGCUCAGUAAAAGCUCGCCAAGCGAAGUGGAAAGUGCGGUUGUGUGCGCACACUGGUGAGAAGCUGCUGGGUAAUUGAUAUGUAGAUGCUAUGCGAUGUGCUUCCAUGAUCAAAGGUGCCUCUCUGUCGACCGAUGUGCUGGGUAAUGGCAUGGAGUGCACACGACGUGACGAACAAAUUAACUUUACUCAUAGCGAGAUGCGCUGCCGGGAGCUAGGGGGUAGGGAAUGAUGCAGGUGCCUUAGUGAUGAAAUGGUAGUUGGUUUUCAUAGGAAGGAUCGUUAGUUUUGGGGGUGCUCAAAUAACACGGUAGAUACUGAUUUGUGCAUUAAUAUCGCUCUAGAGCGAUGUAUUUGAAAAGUGAAACACAUUAUGCAUACUCAUACGUUUUUGUUGAUUUUCUUCAUUGAUGUGUUUCGUUGUAACAGCUAACACUUUACUCUCCCGAACAAUGCUUUGAAGGGUAACCGAUUUACUUUAUUGCUCUUUUUUUAAAAUAUUAAACGAGGCAUAGAACGCUUUUCGCCGUUAAACUCGGAAUGUGUCAAUUGUUCGUGUUGGAUUUGUACGCAUACAUUCGUCAACGCGAGAUGAAAUGAUGGGCAAAUAUAUUUAUAUUCAAAUUCGACA
This is a messenger RNA of Amphibalanus amphitrite, 1846 nucleotides long. RefSeq names its product quinone oxidoreductase-like. The record is from RefSeq and is a predicted model, not a curated record. The transcript has 10 exons. Gene Ontology annotation, cellular component: cytosol. Lineage: Eukaryota; Metazoa; Arthropoda; Thecostraca; Balanomorpha; Balanidae. Gene Ontology annotation, molecular function: quinone reductase (NADPH) activity; mRNA 3'-UTR binding; NADPH binding. The coding region runs from base 48 to 1022 and encodes 324 amino acids.